Paramuricea clavata is the source of this 648-nucleotide messenger RNA. The record is from the annotation of a GenBank genome assembly. Lineage: Eukaryota; Metazoa; Cnidaria; Anthozoa; Malacalcyonacea; Plexauridae.
AUGCUGAAAGCCAAGUUUAUUCUUAUUUUCGCUUCUUUAUGCUUCAUAGUAUUUAAAGCAUCUGCGAUUCCAGAUCCUAAAGAUGCCGCGCAUUUGAUAUAUACAACAGUGAAUGCCAAACUUCAUCAGGAAGACAAAAACCGCCAGUUUGCUUUCCUGUACUUACAACAAAGCGAUCAAGACGGCGUAUGGUUCACAAGUGAAGCGGUAAGACAAACACUUACUCAAAAAGAGGGAAUGUUGGGAAAACUAACAUAUGCGCCUCCUUGGCCGAGCCUCGACUUGCCAUCAAACAUGAGAAUCGCAGGUAUAAGUGCAAAUGCCCAGCCGGGUUCUAACGUUGGCCAUGCAGAACAGAAGAUGUUGGCGGAUUUUAAAACCAUGUACGAUGGUGUAUUCCCACUCGACACGUGUCCAGCAUAUAUAAUCCUUGCAACAAAAUUAUUCCCGUGUUAUCAGGUCGGAAAUCUCGGAUGUGGGAAAGACUUCAUCGAAACAACAAAGAGUCAAUUCAAUGCCUGCGCCAAGGGGGAAAAAAGAAAGCAGUUUCUGUAUCUCUACAUCGGUCAAAAUGCUGCCAACGACUGGAACAUACAAAAGAAAAAUUUUGCAGAAAAUGAAAUUCCAAUUAUAUAUGGACCAAAUUAG